Messenger RNA from Odontomachus brunneus, 2172 nucleotides. RefSeq names its product meiosis-specific with OB domain-containing protein (gene hdm). Gene Ontology annotation, biological process: resolution of meiotic recombination intermediates. Bases 1 to 1386 code for a protein of 461 amino acids. The record is from RefSeq and is a predicted model, not a curated record. NCBI's taxonomy places the organism in Eukaryota, Metazoa, Arthropoda, Insecta, Hymenoptera, Formicidae. Gene Ontology annotation, molecular function: single-stranded DNA 3'-5' DNA exonuclease activity; single-stranded DNA binding. The transcript is spliced from 8 exons.
AUGUCUUUUCUAUAUAGACAGGAAAUUAAAUCGUUAGAGGAAGGAAUGCAAAACGCUUUCGUGAUCGGUGUGGUUAUAAACAGCACAAACGCGAAAACGAUUGACGCUAGUCGAACGAAAUUUCAUAAAGGCGAUCGUAGCGUGUGGACAUUCACCUUGCGCGAUUCCGAGGUGGACUUUAUUAAUGUGACGGUUUGGGGUAGUACGGGAUUUAUAACAAAAAUAUCGUCUACUUACAAUAUAGGAUCUGUAGUGGAAGUGAUAAGUGCAAAGAUAGUGAAACGUCAACCUAACGACAGAAACGAGCAAUUUGUACCAUCGACCACCAGUCCUUUCCUUCUGAUUGUAAAUGAGGGUAUGGCAAUUAUACAACAUCACGAUGCGCCCACUCGUGAACAAUACAUGAACUUGUUGACCCGGCCUAUUAAAAGUGUCACAUCCGCCAAGAAUUUGAAAGUUGUUCUGGAAAACAUUGACGCUCUGUGCGAUCGAUUCGUCGAUCUUUUCGUCGUAGUCACGUUUGUCGCAGACGCGCGUAACAUAAUGACGCGUGACGGACGGUCUGUAACGUGUCGCAGUUUCGAGGUUGCAGAUGGAUCGACGGAUAAUACGGUAUCUCUGUUAUUGUGGGAGAAGGACUGGGUCGAAAGAUCUGCGUUUUGGGAACCGAAGCAAACGGUAUUGUUCUUGAUUGACGCUCGUAUUGCAUACGAUGAGUAUAAGAAGAAAACUGCGCUGAGCAUAGCGAGACGAACGCUGAUUAUAGAAUGCCUGAAUAUACCGCAGGCAGCGGAACUUAAAAGUGCUGUAGAACAUUACGAUCCUGAUUCAUUAAGCAGUGACCCGUUUGCUGUGCCGAAUCCGGACACUAUCACGACUGUAAUGACAAUACAGCAAAUCACGGAAAAAUUGCAAAAAAAAGCGAGCAUGGAUGGCGAAAGAUUGCAGUUCGCGACGAUCGUAAAAGCUUUGGUGACUGAGAUGAAUCUAGAAGAUUUGCCCAAUGUGAUUUCUAUAAAAUGCGCUCUGUGUAAAAAGAUCGUCGCGAGCAUGCAAGAUUCUUGUAUGAAUUUGAGUUGUCCUUCGGGUAAUGGGAUGCAGUCGCCUUUAAACGUCAUUAAGCUCAACGUGAAAGUCAAUUUAAAGGACGACACCGGAUAUCUCAUCGGAUGCCGCUUGACUGGAGAUUUCGCGGAGCGUGUCUUAGGUUGCACACUCGACGAAUUUCAGGUAAUGACAGCAGAACAACGCGAAGAGUUGAAAUGGGUGUAUAUGUUGGAAAAAUGCGAAGUUCGACUGCACAUUUUUGGACCAACCACUGCUUUCCCGCGCGCAAUGUACAAUGUUUUAUCAAUUCAACAUUAUCGGGGUGAAGAAGCAGAGUAAACAAUUAUUUAAGAUAAACUGCAACUUUGCCCGUGUAUUAAAAAUACUCGUUUCUAGUCACUCUGAUUCAGUGACAAUUUUUUCUCAACAUCGUAUUUUUCGUUUUAUAUAUACACAUAUAUAUAUAUAUAUAUAUAUAUAUAUAUAUAUAUAUAUAUAAGGAUAUUAUAAAAAUGUCGUUAUAAUUCAGACAACAAAAGAUCUCCAGGGGAUGUCUUGGGGACAUUCUUAGAGCAUCUUUAGGAUAUCCUGUGGAGAUCUGUGCUGUUUGGGGAAGUAUAUAGUGAAGUAAUAGUGAUGCGUAACGGGAUUGUUGUUAACUUUUACGUUUUCGAAAUACGAAUGUAUCUCUUAUGAUUUCAACUUAUUAGGUGCGUUCGGGGAGCUCGCUCUUAGCGCUAUUCAGCGCUACCGUGUUAUUCUAUCCUUAUUGUUUAUUUAAGGAGCGAUAAAGAUUGAAGAACGCGGUAACGUUGGUAGCAUGCUCCCCGAGCGCACCCACCCUUAUAGAAAUAUCAUACCAAGAAUCAUUGAUAAUUACUUAUUAUCCAGUAUUUUUAAUACUGAAAAUAAGUAAUUAUCAAUGAUUCUUAGUAUGAUAUUUCUAUAAGGACAUAGUUUGUCUCAUAAAGAAAUUGUUUUCUUUAUUGACGGGCAAGAAAAGUUUGUGAACAACUGACCUAUAAAGAAUAUAUGCAUCACUGUUUUAUCGAAGUAAGAAGUUUUAUAUUUUAAUUUAACAUACGCGUUUAUUGUAUAAAAAGUAAAGACUCUUGUACAAAUAAA